AUGAGUAAAGUGUGUGCUGUCUUUGGAGGAUCCAGAGGGAUUGGAAAAGCUGUUGCCAAGUUACUAGUUCAAAAAGAUUAUAAAGUGGCUAUUCUAUCCAGAAAUCUGGAAGCUGCCUCAGCCACAGCCGAAGAACUUGGAGCUCAUCUGGCUCUUAACUGCAAUAUCACUAAAGAACAAGAAGUACAAAACACAUUUCAAGAGAUUGUGAGAAGUAUUGGUCAUGUUACCUACCUGGUCAAUGCUGCUGGCAUAAAUAGGGAUGGACUGUUAAUGAGAACCAAGACAGAAGAUAUAUUGUCUCAGCUCUCCGUCAAUCUCAUAGGACCAAUACAUACUUGUAAAGUUGCAUUACGUAGCAUGGUCCAGCAGCAGGGUGGAGCUAUUGUCAAUAUAGGCAGUGUGGUUGGUCACAAAGGGAAUGCUGGGCAGAGUAUUUACAGUGCCAGCAAGGAAGGCUUGGUUGGAUUCUCCAAAUCCCUGGCUAAAGAAGUUGCAAGGAAAAACAUACGGGUUAAUGUGGUUGCCCCCGGAUUCAUUCACACGGAUAUGACUUCAAGCCUGGAUAAGGACUUGCUGAGCCGAAAUAUCCCUCUAAGCAGGUUUGGUGAAGCGGAAGAAGUGUCUCACGCUGUGGCUUUCUUGUUGGAGUCCCCGUAUGUUACUGGCCAUGUUUUAGUGGUGGAUGGAGGGUUACAACUCCAGAUUUAA
This is a messenger RNA of Staurois parvus, 711 nucleotides long. The record is from the annotation of a GenBank genome assembly. Lineage: Eukaryota; Metazoa; Chordata; Amphibia; Anura; Ranidae.